GCCGCCGGUCGGGCCUGCGGGUGCUGCGCCGCCGCCUGGCUCUUCAACCCGCUGCCCAUGGCCGUCUCCAGCCGGGGCAACGCGGAGGCCUUGGUCGCACUGCUGGUGCUCACCACCCUGUACUUGGUGGAGGGGGGGCACAUAGGGAAGGCCGCAGUGUGCUACGGACUGGCAGUGCAUAUGAAAAUAUACCCACUAACCUAUGCGCUUCCCAUUGCGCUGCACCUGCAGAGCAAGCGUGGUGGCAGGGAAGGUGCAGUGGGUGCAGGCUGUGACAGAAAAACAAAGUUUACAUUUGUAGGGUACCUCUGGCAGCUCUUUGUAAAGAUUCAGAACCGCAAUACGCUGCUUUUCGGAGCGGUUAGUGGAUCCGUGCUGGCAUCCUUGACUGUUGGGUGGUUUUAUCACCUAUAUGGCUGGGAGUUUUUGGAGCAUGCCUACCUCUACCACCUGAGCCGGAGAGAUAUCCGUCAUAAUUUCUCUCCUUAUUUCUACAUGUUGUAUUUAACUGCAGAGAGCAAAUGGAGUUUUGCCCUUGGGCUCACAGCUUUCCUGCCCCAGCUGCUUUUGCUCCUGAUUGUGUCCGUGGCGUUUUACAGGGACCUUGUCUUCUGUUGUUUCCUGCACACAGCUAUUUUUGUGAGUUUUAACAAAGUGUGCACAUCCCAGUACUUUGUCUGGUAUCUCUGCCUUUUGCCCCUCGUAAUGCCUAGCAUUAAGAUGUCCUGGCGGCGUGCUCUGCUGCUUCUGGUCCUGUGGUUCGUUGGACAAGGCUUGUGGCUCACUUUUGCAUACUUUCUAGAAUUCAAAGGAUAUAACACUUUUAUACUUACAUGGUUGGCAGGGUUGCUUUUUCUUUUUAUUAAUAGCCUCAUAAUUGUUCAGAUUAUUUCACAUUAUCACCAAGAAGCACAAGUUGCAAAAAAACUCAAACAACAGUAA
Molecule: messenger RNA, 942 nt
Organism: Mesitornis unicolor (brown roatelo)
Lineage: Eukaryota; Metazoa; Chordata; Aves; Mesitornithiformes; Mesitornithidae
Gene: PIGM
Product: phosphatidylinositol glycan anchor biosynthesis, class M
Exons: 1
Biological process (GO): GPI anchor biosynthetic process
Cellular component (GO): glycosylphosphatidylinositol-mannosyltransferase I complex; membrane
Molecular function (GO): GPI mannosyltransferase activity; alpha-1,4-mannosyltransferase activity
Source: RefSeq, a predicted model, not a curated record